GAUGUUUUUCUUUUGCCGAAGAAGACCACAUACACAAGCAGAGCAAUGAAAAGAACAUGGAAAGCAUGAAUGGAUGAUCUCUAUCAUUUUCUCUCUCUCAAGUCUCACAAUCUUCUGUUUUAAGCAGUUAUUUCUCUGUUUAUUGUUGGGUGCUUCUCAAAGUUUGAAUCUUGAGUACGAAACUAAGGAAAAUAUAUGAUGGGGUCAAAGUUUCCGAUGACCCAGUUGGGGACAUCACCUAGAUACACGAUUUCUGCACAGAGAGGUUUUCUUGCAUACAAGUAUUCACGAAGAAUACUCUCAGAGCAAAAGUUUCCGUUCAAGUUUGUGCCACAGUCUUUAGGGGAUAAAUGGAAGCUAAAUGACAUAAGUACUGGUUCUAUUCAAGAAAGAUUGAAUGUAUUGAUGUCAAGGACCCAAAAUUUUUUGAAUGAAGUGACUUUUCCACUUGCAAAACCUGGUCAAAGUAAGAAGCCUGAUCCUGUAAAUGAUUUUGGAUUUCAAAUCAUGGAAGACAUAUUUAUGAUAGAGCAGACAAUUGACCGCAGAACGCCAAGUGGGGUUCUUUCUCUAGCUGCUGUAAUUUGUAUUGAACAAUUCAGCAGGGGCUUGUGGAGGAAUGAAACCACUGCAUCAAGUACACCCACCUCUGAUCUUAACAGAGAGGGCUGUUGCCAUAUUUGCAGGAUGAAUGGAUUGACUGGUAAGAAAAUGCAGAAAAUAUUUGGAGCUCUGGUGCCUGAAUCUGUAUAUAAUGAUGCCCGUAAUUUGGUUGAAUAUUGCUGCUUCAGAUUUUUGUCUAGAGAUGGUUCUGCUAUUCAUCCUUCCCUCCAGGACCCUGCAUUCCAGAGGUUGAUAUUCAUAACCAUGGUUGCCUGGGACAAUCCUUAUACCGACAACCUUUCCAGCAAUGCAGAGAAGACUUCUUUACAGAAUAAACUUGUCACUGAGGAGGCUUUUGUUCGUAUUGCUCCUGCAAUCUCUGGUGUGGUUGACCAUCCCACAGUGCACAAUCUUUUCAAGGCUCUUGCUGGCAAUCAAGAGGGCAUUUCUGUGAGCUCAUGGCUGAAUUACAUUAACGAGUUUGUCAAAGUGCGUCAAAAGCAGAUAUCGUAUCAGAUUCCAGAGUUUCCUCAACUGUCUCAGGAGAGAAUUUUAUGCACUAGUUCCAACAGUAAGCGACCUGUUUUGAAAUGGGAGAAUAAUUUGGCCUGGCCUGGCAAACUUACUCUAACAGAUAAAGCAAUCUAUUUUGAGACAGUUAGCAUACUGGGGGAGAAGAGAGCCAUGAGAUUGGAUCUUACAAGUAAUGGCUCACAAGUAGAGAAGGCAAAGGUUGGGCCGUUAGGGUCUUCACUUUUUGAUUCUGCUGUUUCUGUUUCCUCUGGCUCAGAGACAAAGUUGAAUAGGUGGGUGCUGGAAUUCAUUGAUUUAGGAGGUGAGAUGAAGAGGGAUGUUUGGCAUGCAUUUAUAAAUGAAGUCAUCACUUUGCACAGGUUCAUACGUGAGUAUGGACCUGAUGCGUAUGAUGAGUCGCUUUUUAAUGUAUAUGGAGCUCGCAAAGGAAGUGAUAGGGCUACAACCUCUGCUAUUAAUGGUAUUGCUAGACUCCAAGCCCUUCAAUAUUUGCGGAAGUUGCUUGACAAUCCCACCAAACUUGUUCAGUUCUCAUAUUUACAGAAUGCACCACUUGGUGACAUUGUCCUCCAAACUUUAGCUGUUAACUACUGGGGAGGUCCACUAGUUACUGGAUUUGUAAAUACCCGCAAUCAGUCAGAAACUCGACCUUCUGAUGAAAUAGCUGAUAGCCGCAACCAUGUAUUUGACAUAGAUGGAAGUAUCUACUUGCAGAAGUGGAUGAAAUCUCCAUCUUGGGGUUCAAGUACUUCCACUAACUUUUGGAAGAACACAUCAGUAAAAGGUUUAAUAUUGAGUAAGAAUCUUGUUGUGGCUGAUUUAUCACUCACAGAAAGAGCAGCAAAAAUAAGCAGACUAAAGUACCACGUUGUGGAGAAGACUCAAGCCACCAUUGAUGCUGCAACUCUGCAAGGCAUACCCAGCAACAUUGAUCUUUUCAAGGAGCUAAUGUUUCCUUUCGCCUUGAUUGCGAAAAACUUUGAAAAGCUUAGGCAUUGGGAGGAGCCACACUUGACUAUUGCAUUUCUUGGACUCACCUAUACAAUACUUUAUAGAAACCUGGUGUCGUAUAUGUUUCCCAUGAUGCUGAUGAUUUCGGCAGUUGGCAUGCUCACAAUCAGGGCCCUUAAAGAGCAAGGACGCCUUGGACGAUCUUUUGGUGAAGUCACAAUACGUGAUCAGCCCCCAUCCAAUACUAUUCAAAAGAUCAUUGCAGUAAAAGAUGCCAUGCGUGAUGUUGAAAAUUUUAUGCAGCAAGUGAAUGUCUCCCUCCUCAAAAUACGUUCUAUUUUACUUUCUGGCCAUCCACAGAUAACUACUGAGGUUGCAAUGAUACUGAUAUUUUCUGCAACCAUACUCCUCAUUGUCCCAUUCAAGUACAUCUUUUCCUUUCUUCUCUUCGAUAUGUUCACAAGGGAGCUUGAGUUUCGGAGAGAAAUGGCUCAGAAGUUCAUCAAAUUUUUGAGAGAACGGUGGCAUGCGGUGCCUGCUGCCCCCGUGUCAAUUUUACCUUUCCAAAAUGAAGCCAGAUCAGAAAUUUACUUGAAAGAAAUUGAGGACCAAUCAAAAUCACAAGGAAAUCAGAGCAGUGGAAAGUCCAGGUAGCUAGUGCCACCAUUUUCAGUGUUGCCGACAGAUAAUGUAAAUAAGUAAAUUUUGUUUCAAUUUUAUUUCUUUUGUAAAGAAAAAUAGGAAGGUCUUUCACUAACUUUUUCUCCCUUUGGAUUUGUUAUACGGAACGCCUGAGUUGGGUAGUUUUCAGUUUUACUUUUUUCCUCAUGUUGAACAAUGUUGGUUCCCAUUGAAGAAAAUGCAUGAUUAAUUACAACAGAUAAAA
Messenger RNA from Vigna unguiculata (cowpea), 2974 nucleotides. Its product is annotated as chromosome-partitioning protein, putative (DUF639). NCBI's taxonomy places the organism in Eukaryota, Viridiplantae, Streptophyta, Magnoliopsida, Fabales, Fabaceae. The record is from RefSeq and is a predicted model, not a curated record.